Molecule: messenger RNA, 3186 nt
Organism: Daldinia decipiens
Lineage: Eukaryota; Fungi; Ascomycota; Sordariomycetes; Xylariales; Hypoxylaceae
Product: Piwi-domain-containing protein
Exons: 5
Coding region: 1-3186 (1061 amino acids)
Molecular function (GO): RNA binding; protein binding
Source: RefSeq, a predicted model, not a curated record
AUGGCAGAUCGCGGCAGAGGUAAUCGUGGCCGUGGAGACCGUGGUGGAGGACGAGGUGGCCCUCGUGGCGGACGUGGUGGUGGUGGGAGUGCCACCUUUUCUGGAUUUGACCAGGGAGGCGGACGCGGCGGCGGACGUGGCGGCGGUGAUUAUCGCGGAGGUAGAGGAGGAGACUUCCGCGGAGAUCGCGGUGGCGGACGAGGCGGAGGAGACUUUCGUGGUGGUGGACGAGGUGGCGGUGAUUUCCGUGGCGGCCGAGGAGGACGAGGUGGCCGAGGCGGUCGAGGCGGAUUUGUUGGUGAGAACGAAGUGUACAAGUCGAAUGGAGCACCUCGCCCAGACGAUAGCAUUACUAUGCUUGAGAACAAGAUUCUCAAUGACUUCGGGAUGGCGGCCAAAAUGUCAGCCUUGAAGUUAUCGUCUAGCAAGAGCAAAAAGCCUUCUGCAGAAGAAUGGAUGCCUCUCCGGCCGGCUUUUGGUACGAAGGGCACAGAAGUUACUCUUUGGGCCAACUAUUUCGCAUUGGACGUCAAGCAGACGCCGUCACUAUAUAAAUACACCCUGGAAGUGACGUUAGAUAAGGAAAGUAGUCUCAAGAAGGACGAGGGCUCAUCAGAAGCAAAACCAGGCGCGAAGAAAUCUGAUAAGAAGGGUGACGUCCCAAUGGAAGCGAAAGGGAUGAAGCUUCAAGCUAUCGUCAAGAUCGCUCUUGGUCAGAUCGCUAAAGGAAUUCCUUAUGCGACCGAGUUCAAGAGCCAAGUUGUUACACUCAAACCGCUGCAACUACCCAAGGAUCAAGUAGUCAAGGUUCCUUAUACCGAUGAAGGCAAGAAUGAUGUUUACGACGUCAAGUUUUCUAGUGCACCCGACAUUGACAUGGACAAGCUGAGAGCGUAUGCCCAAUCCAUGCAGGAUCCUACUGGAGAUACAUCGUUCCCGAAAUUUAUAGAGGCCAUCGAUGCAAUCAGCAUAAUCACUGGAUACCGAGCUCGCUCCAACGAUCAAAUUGCGUCUGUAGGCCGAAGCCGACAUUUCCCCCUUGAUAUCCCCUCGGAAAUUAACCAGUUGGGCUACCCAGACAACAACACGGUCAUUCGUGGAUACUUCCAAAGUGCUCGACUAACCACGGGCCGUAUCCUACUAAAUGCCAAUGUGUCCCAUGGCGUAUUCCGUACGAGUGGAAACGUGGCUGCUUUGAUGAAAAGUUAUGGUACUAAUGCUCCACACCAGCUCAACAAGUUCUUAGCAGGUCUACGUUGCAACUGUAGAAUUCUCGCUGAAAAAACAGUUCCGGGCUCGAAAGGGGGUCAGAAAUCAGGGGAAAAAAUAAUAAAGAAGCAGAUCGCUGGCAUUGCUAUGCCUAACGAUGGCAAGGGUCAGAAAAAGCAGCCGCUGGUGAAGCGCGCUGGUGGCGGCCCUACGGAGGUCUCCUUUUUCCUCUCAGGUUCUGUUCCACCGGGUCUGAAGGAAGAUGCUUACUGCACAGUCGCAGAUUAUUAUCUCAAAAAAUAUGGCUACAAAGUAGACCCCAACCUGCCUGUCGUCAGAUUUGGCACAGUAAGACCAAUCUACAUGCCGGCGGAGUUGCUCGAAGUUAUACCGGGACAACCUCUCAAGCGCAAAACAACAGGUGACGAGACAGCGCAGAUGAUCUUGUUUGCUUGUCGGUCGCCCUGGGCCAAUGCGACGUCGAUCAUGAAUGAGGGUCGUAAGUGCCUAGGACUAGAUGGCAACAAGGCGCUUACGGAUUUCAAAGUUAACGCUGGUAAGGAGCUGCUGGCGGUGAAGGGACGCGAGCUAACACCGCCUAUUAUUGCCUAUCUGAACCUCCAGAACAGGCCGCAAAAUGCCUUCGUUAAUGACGGCAGUUGGAAUAUGCAAAAUGUGAAAGUCGUCAAACCCGGUCGACCAAUUGCCAGGUGGACGUGGAUUAAUGUCGACUACUUCCAGAAUAACACUCCGGAAGACCUUCGCGAUGCCAUGAAAGCCUUUAUUCAGUUCAUGAUAAAGACGGGUAUCAGCAUAGCCGGUGCUCCAAUGCCGUCGGCGAACAAUACAGUUCACUGCUCGAGAAACGAGCCUCCUAUUGUUCGCCUGAGGGAGAGGUUUACCCAAUUCCAAAACAAUCCCCCCCAAUUCGUGUUCGUCGUCCUUCCUGGCAAGAAGACCGACAAAGACAUAUACAAGGUCGUAAAGCUGCUGGGCGAUGUUGAAUUCGGAUACCACACCGUGUGCGUGCUUCGAUCCAACAUUAUUAAGUGUAGCCCGCAAUAUUUUGCGAACGUCGGUCUGAAGGUCAACUUGAAGAUGGGCGGCAUUAACCACAAGUUGAAGGAUGAUGUCCCCAUCAUUAAAGAGGGUAAGACAAUGGUUCUAGGGUACGACGUUACCCAUCCGACGAACCUCGCAGGCGGCUCAGGUGGUCUUCCGAGCUUGGUUGGAAUGGUAUCGAGCAUAGACCGGGAUCUAGGCCAGUGGCCUGCUGCGGCUUGGUCUCAGACAGGAAAGGUCGAGAUGCUGAACGAAACCUUGAAGGAGAAGUUUGCUUCGCGUCUGGAUCUAUGGAGGUCUCACAACAACAAGGCCUUGCCGCAGAACAUUAUCAUAUUCCGAGAUGGUGUGUCCGAAGGCCAGUUCACACAGGUCUUGGAUAAGGAGCUUCCGUACAUCCGACAGGCUUGCGCGCAAAAAUACCCAGCAAACCAGCAACCUAAGAUCUCUAUUGUAGUAUCAGUGAAGAGACACCACACGCGUUUCUACCCUACAGAUCCCGCGCAUAUGACAAGAUCUCGAAACAUCAAGAGCGGGACGGUGGUAGACCGAGGAGUUACUCAGGCUACAGUAUGGGAUUUCUUCCUAACCGCCCACCAGGCCCUACAAGGCACAGCCAGGCCAGCUCAUUACACUGUCCUACUAGACGAAGUCUUCCGCCCGACCCUCGGAUCGGAAGCAGCUAAUGGUCUCGAGGCCUUGACGCACGAGAUGUGCUACCUCUUCGGCCGAGCAACCAAGGCCGUCAGCAUCUGUCCGCCAGCAUACUAUGCCGACAUCGUGUGUACUCGACAACGAUUAUACCUCGAUGAUUACUUCGAGCGCGCUGAGACGCAGUCCACGUCUAGCACCCAGACCACAGUGGUAGCCCCAGAUAUCCACCGGAACUUAGAACACACUAUGUACUACAUUUAA